Alosa sapidissima (American shad) is the source of this 3259-nucleotide messenger RNA. It is a transcript of the gene snx18b, whose product is annotated as sorting nexin 18b. Gene Ontology annotation, biological process: plasma membrane tubulation; mitotic cell cycle; cleavage furrow formation. Gene Ontology annotation, molecular function: phosphatidylinositol binding; protein binding. Bases 273 to 1949 code for a protein of 558 amino acids. Gene Ontology annotation, cellular component: cytoplasmic vesicle; plasma membrane. NCBI's taxonomy places the organism in Eukaryota, Metazoa, Chordata, Actinopteri, Clupeiformes, Clupeidae. The record is from RefSeq and is a predicted model, not a curated record. The transcript has 2 exons.
AUGACUGAUACUGUUGCCGUUCCGAAGCAUCUGGAACUCGAGUCCGAACGCCUGGCCUCAGCAAAAUUCUUUGGACAUACCCCAAACUUCAUAAGGAUUUGAAUAAUUCAUUUUUGGCUGACUUUCUUCACUCCACUGACAGCAAAGAGGACAAUAACAACUUACACGAAGCGGAAUUACGCUGUAUGGUACGUGGGUUGUAAGGUAGCCUACUGUUACGAGUGUUGUUCAGAGCCUGUUCGCCACAGUUCUGCCCAUCUGUGGCUUAUAUUAUGGCGCUCAGAGCGAAAGCGUUGUAUGAUUUCAAUGCCGAAAACCCAGGGGAGAUAUCGGUACGAGAAAAUGAACUUUUAACUUUAUACAGCGAAGAAGUUAUCGAAGGAUGGUUAGAGGGAACUAAUGCCAGGGGGGAGACCGGACUCUUCCCAGCCUCAUACGUGGAAAUUCUGAACAGUCAUCUCGACGCAAAUAUUUCGCAGAACAACAACGGCACAUCUGGAGAUGGGUAUUAUGGGAACCAUUCCACAAGUAGCCAUGAAAGUCACCCCGUGGAAGUCCCGAAAACUUCCACCCCCACUCAUUCUGCUUACCCUGCACAAGCACAUCAAAGGCACAGUUAUCAAACAAGUCAAGGAAGCGACGACGAUUGGGACGAUGACUGGGAUGACAGCUCAACAGUGGCAGACGAACCAUCCAGCAGCCAGAAUAAAGAUGGACAUUCUGGGUAUUCAAUAAAUACCUCUCCGCGUUCGCAUCAGCAAAAAGGCUCUGCAACUGUGGGUAGAAAUCUCAACAGAUUCUCAACUUUUGUGAAAUCUGGUGGAGAGGCAUUCCUAUUGGGUGAAGCAGCUGGAUUUGUUAAAGAUGGUGACAAAAUCUUUGUUGUCAUGGGAGAUUGUGGCCCAGAGUGGCAAGAGAACCCUUACCCUUUCGCAUGCUCCAUCGAUGACCCCACAAAGCAGACCAAAUUUAAAGGAAUGAAAAGUUACAUGUCUUACAAGCUCACCCCAAGCCACACUCAAAGCCAGGUACAGAGGAGGUAUAAACACUUUGACUGGCUGUAUGCACGACUGGUCGAAAAGUUUCCUGUCAUCUCAGUCCCUCAUCUACCCGAGAAGCAAGCCACUGGCCGGUUUGAGGAGGACUUCAUUUCAAAGCGGCGGAAAGGCCUCAUAUGGUGGAUGAAUCACAUGACGAGUCACCCAGUCUUGUCCCGGUGUGAUGUUUUCCAGCAUUUCCUCACCUGCAGCAGCACUGACGAAAAGGCCUGGAAGCAAGGCAAAAGAAAGGCCGAGAAAGACGACAAUGUUGGUGCCAACUUCUUCCUCACCAUCAGCCCACCCGCUGUGCCCCUUGACCUGCAGGAUGUGGAGAGCAAGGUGGAGGUGUUCAAGACGUUCACCAAAAAGAUGGAUGAAAACCUCAUCCAGGUCAACGUCACCAUCAACGAAUUUGCCAGGAAACAGAUCACUGGGUUCAAAAAGGAGUACCAAAGAGUUGGCCAGUCUUUCCGACUGCUCGGUCAAGCAUUUGAACUGGACCAGCAGCCUUAUUCUGUGCCUCUGAAUCAAGCUAUUGCAUUCACAGGCGAGGCAUAUGAGACCAUUGGAGAUUAUUUUGCAGAUCAGCCUCGUCAGGACAUUGACCCUAUCUCAGACCUUUUAGCCAUUUAUCAAGGACACCUCACCAACUUCCCUGACAUCAUCCAUGUCCAGAAAGGAGCACUUACCAAGGUGAAGGAGUGCCAGCACGGCGCGGCGGAUGGCGGCGUGAGCGAACGCUGCAACAUCAUCUCCUGUGCCACGCUGGCCGAGAUCCAGCACUUCCACCGCACGCGUGUGCGCGACUUCAAGGGCCAAAUGCAGCACUACCUGCAGCAGCAGAUCGGCUUCUUCCAGAGGAUCACCGGCAAGCUUGAGGAGGCCCUCCACAUGUAUGACCAGGCCUAGCUGGCCACCGGAGGUGGGGGGUGGCACUGGAGGGUGGCACUGGAGGCCUAGGGGUGGGGGGUGGCACUGGAGGCCUAGGACACAAUGGUGGGUGGGUACACACACCAGUAUUACACCAUUCUAAAGAGCUGGACGCCAUUGAGGCCAGCGUGAACAGGAGAAUAAAGUGUACAGACGGCCCGCAAUCUGUCAGGGAGAUAUUGACUGAUGGAUAUUGACUGAUGGAAUAAGUAAUCGAAUAUGUGGGGCCACAGUGGUACGAGCCACCAAGAGUACAUUACUCUCCAGGGUAGGCUAUGUUGAGUAUUCCCUAGCAUGUAGAUGAAUUUAGUUUUGUUUACUAAUGUUGCUGUUGCAUAAAAGUUAACCAUGAUUUUCUUCUAACUCAGAGACAUUUUCUCAAAGCCAAGAUGAUUGAUUUGACAUUUGAAAGGACAUUACUGGUAUCAAUUCACAUGUCUUAAUCCUUACUCCACACUGUCAUACUUUGGCCUUUAAUUGUUUGAAUGUACUUAUGCCCAAGACGUCUACCAGUUGCACAGGUGAGCUUUAGAAUCCCCUUUUGUAUUUGUGAUACAGAUUCUUUUAAAUGGGCAGUAAUAUAGAAUGAAGACUGUAAGCAUUCACUAUCUUUAUAUGCCACAGAUUAUGGGAACGCAGAAUAAGCACGCAUUCCAUGUUGAUAAUCAGUUGGGCACACUGCUGUUCCACUGUUGGCCUUGAUGCCCCACUCCACACACACACACACACACACACACACACACACACACACACACACACACACACACACACAAUCACAAAUGGAUAAUGAAAGAGAAAGGAAGUAGUUUUUAGCUUUUAAUGUAUGCUGUGCGAUAUGCAACGCUGUUGGACAUUUAUUAUGAACCAGAAAUGUAUUGGACAAACAUACGUACAAACAACGUACAAACAGACUUCAUGGAAGUUUACGCAGGCAAUCCUCUGACCUACAGAAAAUGAACCUUAGCUCUGGUGAUAACUACAUUUCUCACUGCAACCAAAGGACAUUGUACCCGUCGGCCUAGAGGAUCACCUAUUGAGGAGGUUACUCAACACCUCCUUUCAUUAUUUAGAUCUUAUUCCCUUUUCCAUUCCUAGUUACGAAAUCUCUAGAGUGUCUAUCUCCUACCAGACAUUUUAACUUUGCAGUGUUUUGCAAUCACUUCCCCCUCCCCCCUUUCAUAACUUGUUACGGAAUUCAGUGUUGGCACGAGUAUGAAUGCAGUCUCAGUUCAUUCGAAUGACAUUAAAGUGCAUAAUGAAAUUAAACAGUGAAACGGAGAAGAACCUGA